AUGGAAUUUGACGCUUACAGCCUUGAUGACUCCAUCUACGACGAAGUGUUUCUUCCUGACGGAACACCUCAAGAACUCUACGCUAUUCAAGAACGAGUUUCCCGUUCAUUUUCCAACGAGGGCAUCACAUUCACCGUUUAUGGGAAUGAGGAGGCCGAGGAACGAAUUAUUCCCAUUGACUGCGUGCCACGAAUUAUGCCCGCAUCAGAUUGGCGGAGCAUAGAGAGUGGCUUGACCCAGCGCAUCAAAGCCUUGAAUCUAUUUCUGGAAGAUGUGUACGGUCAAUCCCGCAGCAAGGACCUCUACGGGGUAUCGCGAAUUGUCCAUGACGGUGUAAUCCCGGCCGAUGUAGUGCGCGAGUGCCCUCAAUAUCGCGCCGAGAUGUCCGGCUUCUCAGCUCCCUACGGCGCAUGGGUUUCUAUCUGCGGCUCUGACAUUGUGCGCACCAAUGACGGCUUUAUGGUGCUUGAAGACAACCUUCGAGUACCUUCCGGUGUUCGUACAUGA
Messenger RNA from Geodia barretti, 507 nucleotides. The record is from the annotation of a GenBank genome assembly. Lineage: Eukaryota; Metazoa; Porifera; Demospongiae; Tetractinellida; Geodiidae.